AUGACUUCUACACAAGCAACUCCUGGUACGUCCGUGGACGGCAAACCAGCCAACAUUGAGACUCGACUAUUUAUCAAUGGAGAGUUUGUCGAGUCGUCAGAUAAGAAGACAUUCGGUAUUUACACUCCCUCAAGCCAUGAGCUGGUCGCAGAAGUCUUCGAGGCUAGUGUGGAAGAUACCAACAGAGCAGUAGCUGUCGCUAAAAAUGCACAGCCGUCGUGGGCUGAAUUGUCCCCAACGCAGCGAAGUGCUCCGCUGAAGAGGCUCGCCGCAUUACUGCGUCAGCACACUGCGGAACUGGCUUAUCUCGAAGCUGUUUCUAUGGGGCGACCCGUCAGUAGCUACGCUGAUAGCAUGAUUGCUGCGCAAAAGUUUGAGUUAUUUGCAGAGGCUGGGUAUACUGCCAAAGGAGUCUCCAGUCUGAAUACCCCCGGGUUUGUGAAUAUGACACUCCGUCAGCCUUUUGGUGUAGUAGCGGCAAUCAUUCCCUGGAAUGUGCCUCUGGUCACUCUCGCAGGAAAGGUUGCCCCAGCCCUUAUUACUGGCAACACCGUUGUUCUUAAGAGCAGCGAAAAAGCUCCUUUGACGUCCCUCAAACUUGCCCAACUUUCGAUCGAAGCGGGUUUUCCUCCCGGGGUAUUGAAUAUACUCUCUGGACAUGGCCAUAAUAGCGGUGCAACCCUUUCGUCGCAUAUGGAUGUCCGCGCGAUAAGCUUUACUGGCUCCACCAGAGCUGGAGGUCUGAUACAGACUGCUGCUGCACAAUCGAACAUGAAAAAUGUGAUCUUGGAAAUGGGCGGAAAAUCCCCGGCUGUUAUCUUCGAGGAUGCCGAUUUAGAAUCAGCAGCGAGAAAGACCGCAAAGAGUAUUCAAUGGAAUAGUGGUCAGGUUUGCAUGGCAAACUCACGAAUCUAUAUCCAAGACACAAUCGCUGAGAGAUUUUCCCGGCUUUUCAAUGCUGCUUUUAGUGAGAUUCACCAAGGAAACCCACUCAACCCAAUAACAAAUCAUGGCCCGAUGGCAGAUGAUAUUCAGUUCGAGACGGUUCGGAGAUACAUUGCAUCGGGUAAAGCUUCCGCAAAGCUCGCUCUGGGUGGUGAUUCUAAGGAUGGGUUCGUGGAGCCGACAGUAUUUACCGAUGUCCCGGAAGAUGCAAAGAUCAUGAAGGAAGAGAUUUUUGGUCCGGUGGUAAACAUCAGUAUCUUCCAUACCGAGGAAGAGGCACUUACAAAGGCCAACGAUACUGAAUACGGCCUUUAUGCCGCUGUCUUUACGAAGGAUAUCAGCAGGGCUAUGCGAUUUGCGAAGGGGCUGGAAGCGGGGACCGUCGGGAUCAACUGUACAUCGCCGGUUACUGGCCACGACCUAUCCUUUGGGGGAUGGAAAUCUAGUGGGGUAGGAAGGGAGGGCCUACUUGACAGCAUCAGUGCCUUUCUAGAACACAAGUCAGUUCUGAUCGAGAUCGAAUAG
This is a messenger RNA of Penicillium cosmopolitanum, 1470 nucleotides long. RefSeq names its product aldehyde dehydrogenase family protein. Lineage: Eukaryota; Fungi; Ascomycota; Eurotiomycetes; Eurotiales; Aspergillaceae. Gene Ontology annotation, molecular function: aldehyde dehydrogenase (NAD+) activity. The record is from RefSeq and is a predicted model, not a curated record. The coding region runs from base 1 to 1470 and encodes 489 amino acids. The transcript is spliced from 4 exons.